Molecule: messenger RNA, 585 nt
Organism: Pistacia vera
Lineage: Eukaryota; Viridiplantae; Streptophyta; Magnoliopsida; Sapindales; Anacardiaceae
Exons: 1
Coding region: 1-585 (194 amino acids)
Source: RefSeq, a predicted model, not a curated record
AUGGGUAAUUGUUCUUUCAAAGGGAUAGCUGAUGGCUUCCCAAACAGCAUCCGGGUUUUAACCGAUUCCGGGACUAUACUUGAGUUGAAGAGCCCGAAACUAGCUAGAGAAGUUCUUGAAAACUAUCCAGGCUAUGGCAUUUUCCCUCGAGGCCAUGCCUCAUCACCAUUGGCUGAUCAUGAACGCCUCGUUAGCGGCCAAUUUUACUAUCUUCUUCCCCUGGAAAAGCAGCAAAAACAACAGGUACAGGUAGCUGAGAAACUAGACCUCAAAUGGGUGGAGCAGAUGGAGCCACCGAAGAUGUCUUCUGCAGAUUUUGUUGACAGUUUGGCAAGUGGGUCAGCUUUUGAAGUGCUGCCAUCGCAAGGAAAUGGUGUUUGGAAAGUGAAGUUGGUGAUCAGUACAAAGCAGUUGGAGGAAAUUUUCUCGGAAGAGGUUAACACAGAGGCCUUGAUUGAGAAAAUGAGAAUGGCUGCUAGCUCAGCUAGCCUCACGCCCAGGCGGACCAAGAACUCUUGGGUGGUGGGCUGGAGGAAGCCAGCACUUUUCAAUGUGUUCAAGGUGCCCACUGAGACUGGGAAAUAA